GAAAGUAUAGGUGUGUGUGUGUGUGUGUGUGUGUGUGUGUGUGUGUGUGUGUGUGUGUGUGUGUGUGUGUGUGUGUGUGUGUGUGUGUGUGUGUGUGUGUGUGUGAGAGAGUGAGAAAACGCUGGUUUAUCUUUGGAGACUGUUGCCAUGGUGACCUGUAUUGGAGAUGUCCAUGUGGAAUACCACCUCCAUCUUUUCCUGACUUUCUCCUCCUGUCUUCUGUUUAGUUUUCCAUCAGCGGUGUUGAACAAAGCUCUCUGACCCCUAAAAAAAGUAGUAUAACAUGGAUGUAGAAAACCUCAAAACUACAAGUUACUAUAAUCAUUUUGCAAGGGAAAAGUACAAAAAAAUGGCACAAUUUGUUGAGUUUGUAGAUUUGUUUCUUUUUACCGUAAUUUUUUUCUUUUUAUUUCUUAACUAAAUUUUCUUAAAGGGGCAUUAUGGAAGUUUGACAGCCAAAACAUGUAUAGAAAUAAUACAUUCUCCUGCAAUGCCCUGGUCCUGUAGAGUGAGCCCUGGCAUUUUUAUUGUGAUUGCCUGUUUUUCUGUAAAAUCACAGAAAAAGAAAGCUGCUCGGGUCGAGCAGGCUGCUUCAUGCACGUUCACGCUCAGGCAUAGCCCUCCAAACCGUUCUUUGAACGUUGUUUCAGUUAUCAUUAGGAAUAUAAAUGUUACAAAUAUGAAGGACGUCGUUGGCGCUUUAGCUCGCCUAGAUAGACGUCGGACUUACUUGCAGAGAAUCCGGGUUCGAUUCUGGAUGCGAACAUAGUUUAGAGUUUCUUUUGCACAUUAAUGGUACAUUUUUUACAGUAAGAUGCCCACAUUUUUAUUUGAGACUCGCCGAACGGCAUUCAAUUCACAGAUAAAAAAGAUGUGGGUUCAACUUUAAUUUUGGAACAAUUUUUCAAGCAAGGGAAGGGAAUGAUCUGAGCAUGCAGGAGGACUGACCCAUCUUAAACCUUUGUCGGCUGUGCUGAAGAGAAAGGUACAGAACCAAAUUAUUUAAUAAAUUAGCUGCGCGUUCUCCUGUCCUCCGGGCCACACACACACACAAGGGACUGUCUCAGCUGUUAUUUUCGUUAAGGAGUGUGCACGUACAGCAUGCGCGCCUCGUGCACGAGCCUACAAUUGAAGCUGCCGUUACGCUUUUGGCCUGAAGGGGGCAAUCGCGAGCAUAAAAAUUCAAAACUCUGUAAAGUCCCUUUAAAGCUUUACUUAGGCUCAGUUUUGAAAUAAUCCACACUGAUUAUUAUUUGCUAAUAGUGUAUCGCUCAAAGGAAAAGCUCUAAAUCAGCAGAUUUUAGUGCAUCAGUGAGGGUUUGUGUUUCUGAUGAGAAUUUGAGGGAUUUAUCAGCUGAGAAGAGUUUGCCUUCCUUCGUCUCAUCUUCUAGAAAGUGAAGCUCUUCAGUCCCAUGAGAGGGCUUGUCAUCUGAGAGGAGGUGGAAGCAUUUAAUAGGAGAUGGACGACUGGAAAAUCUAAUUUGUUCUGCCAGAAUCUUUAAUCAGUCGACAGGUGCAGGAAACGGGCUGUUCAGGUUAUUCCAGGCAAAGUUUUUACAAGGCUUCAAGUGAAGACAGGAGCCACAGCGCUGCGUUUAGAGCAGCUGUGGGUGAAUCCUGCUGCCACGGGGUCAGGGUUUUCUCUCAAGAGGACAGGAAACAGCCAACAAAGACGUGUCCCCUCCUCCUCCCGUCCUCUCGACUCAGCUGCCCUGAGAGAGGAAGUGGAUAGCGGGAGAGAGGCUGAUGUCUGACAGCCAGGCCGAUGGAGUUAAACGUCAGAGCUGCUGACAUGAGUCUGUCUCCAGAUUGUCAAAACAAGACCUUCGCUCUCAGGGACGACAUGUCAGCAAAGAAGCAACGCAGAGGGAGGCGGCGGCUACACAUCCUGUGUUGUGAAUGCAGCACAUCCCUGUCCCACUGGUAUUAUGAGAAAGAUGGGCGACUUUACUGCAAGACAGACUACUGGGCCAAAUUUGGGGAGUUGUGCCAUGGCUGCAACGACCCGAUCACCACCGGGCUCAUCAUGGUUGCAGGGGAACAGAAAUAUCACCCAGAAUGCUUCAGCUGUCUGAGCUGCCGGACUUUCAUCGGUGAUGGAGACACGUACGCUCUGGUGGAGAGAUCCAAACUCUACUGCGGUCACUGUUACCACCAGACCAUCGUCACCCCAGUGUCACUGCCGGACUCGCCAUGUUCCCAGAUCCCUCACACCGUCACACUCGUGUCCAUCCCAGCUACCGACAAGAGCGACAAUGGACGCAAGGGGCGGGGAUUCUCUGUGGCCAUCGACCAGCCGAUCAGCCCAACCAACGGCUACGGUCCUGAGCAGAGAUGCACCGUUAGAGUCUCGCAAGUGGAUGCUGACUGCAUCAGCCCAGAUGUGAAAAACUCCAUCCAUGUUGGAGACAAGAUCCUGGAGAUCAACGGGACACCCAUUCACCAUGUUCCUCUGGACGAGAUUGACCUGCUCAUCCAGGAGACGAGCCGCCGACUGCAGCUCACCAUCGAGCACGACCCACAUGCUCAGAGGAAAGAGCGAAGCUCCUCAGAGGCUGAAGAUCAGGUAGAUGGAACUCUAUCCACCCCCAUGUCAGGGGGCCCCAGCCCCAUUCUGCCCAUCACCCAGCCCCCCAACCAUGACAUCAGCAACCUGAAAUCCCGCAUCAUAACGCGGAGCUACAGUAUUGAUAAGUCUCCAGGCUCCAGUAACGCUGCGUCGCCCAUUUCCCAGAGGAAGGAAAUCAAUCGGUCAGAGUCGCUCCGGGUCAUGUCCAAUCGGACUCACCGCAUCUUCCGCCCGUCUGACCUCAUCCACGGAGAAGUGCUUGGAAAGGGAUGCUUCGGGCAGGCCAUCAAGGUGACGCACAGGGAGACCGGGGAGGUGAUGGUGAUGAAAGAGCUAAUUCGCUUUGAUGAUGAGACACAGAGAACAUUCCUGAAGGAGGUGAAAGUGAUGCGAUGCCUCGAUCACCCCAACGUGCUCAAGUUCAUCGGAGUCCUCUACAAAGACAAGAGACUCAACUUCAUCGCAGAGUACAUCAAGGGAGGAACCCUGAGGGAAACCAUCAAGAAAAUGGACAGUAACCAUCCCUGGAACCAGCGGGUCAGCUUCGCCAAGGACAUCGCUGCUGGGAUGACGUAUCUCCAUUCCAUGAACAUAAUUCACCGGGACCUGAACUCACACAACUGUCUGGUGCGAGAGGACAACACUGUGGUGGUGGCAGACUUCGGUCUGGCUCGGCUCAUGGUGGAUGAUAAGCUUGAAGGAAAGCUGGCGCAGGGAAAACUGUCUGCGGGCCUGAAGAAGCCUGACCGUAGAAAGAGGUACACUGUGGUGGGGAACCCGUAUUGGAUGGCUCCUGAGAUGAUCCACGGAAAAAGCUACGAUGAAAGAGUCGACAUAUUUUCUUUUGGCAUCAUGCUCUGUGAGAUAAUUGGUCGAGUGAACGCAGACCCAGACUACCUCCCCAGGGCUACGGACUUUGGACUCAACGUUUCUGGCUUCCUGGAGCACUUCUGUCCUCCUGAUUGUCCCCCUGCUUUCUUCCCCAUGGCUGCUCUUUGCUGUGACCUUGAUGCAGACAAAAGGCCUGCUUUUUCCAAACUGGAGGAGUGGCUGGAGAACCUGAAGAUGCACUUGGACAUUGGUCUGCCCCUGAUGUCUGAACUGGACCAGCUGCACAAGUCCUUCUGGGAGCGCCACAGCGUCAAACACCCUGAGAACGGCCUGCACACUCAUCCUGAGCAGCCUGAGUAGGGUCCAUCACCACAAGAGGAACGAGAAGGUGGAGUUAGCCCAACGCGAGGCAGCGAUCGCCCACCUCAGGUGGCACAGCAUGGCUGGAGGAGACGUGUUCUGACUUCUCCACGAUGGAGGCAGGCAACACUGGCUUUAGCUGGUUCCAGCCACACAAAUAGACUCAGGGGGAAAAGGUGGAUGUAAAAAAGCCACUGAGAGAUGCACACGACCAUGCUUCAGCUGAAGCUAUAUUUAUACAUGCAAUCAGAAAAAAGUUCAAAACAAGACUUUUGAACCAUGUAGAUAUCACACACAGAGUGAUCGCACCAGUUGGGCAUACUGUAAAAAAUUAACUGUAGCUGCUUUUCUCUGAGUACAUUGUGCAGUUUGCGCUUUCCGGUGUUUCUGUGUGCAUUUGUUUCUUCAUUCGGUUCAGAUCUCCAAACUAAACCUGAAAAUGCAACUAAGAAAAGCCAGUUUGUUGUCUUAGAGACGAUGUUUGUCGAUCCACGUGUACAAGUGAAGCAGAUCCUUCCAAUUGAACAUCUUAGGCGUGUUCUUACUGUGUCGUGGUUCUAAUUCCAUGCUGUCGUUCUUUUUAAAACACAGAAACAGUUUUGUUUACCUGUUUUGUCGCUACGUUUCGCCGGCGGCUGCAGGCUUCCUCAGCCUGAGGACAAAACAGGUAAACAAAACUAUUUCUGUGUUUUAAAAAGAACAACAGCAUGGAAUUAGAUCCUUCCAAGUUUUAAGUGUCUUACUGAAGACCAGGUCUGAAGGUCAGGUCCUGGUUCAUCAUGUCUCAACCAUUUAAAGUGUAGCACUGACUUUACAUUAAGGUACACAUCUAAAUCUGUACGUUGUGUCUGAGCUUAAAGAGCUGUUUGCACAUUUUCUUCACGUUUGGCAUUUAAACACAAAGCAGGCGACACUGUAAAUGUUUUAAAUAUUGUAAAUAUACAGACAUAUUUUAUAUAAAUGCUACAUUGCCAUAUUUUUAUUGGUCGACCAGAAGAAAAUGAGAGUAAAAAAGCAUUUUAAAGGCAUGUUCUAAAAAUUAUCUAAAUUAGUCAACACUGUGCCAGAGCGGCACCAGAAAACAUCUCUAAACCUCAGUUUCCAGUCAAUAAAUAACUCUUGAAAUAUUUUUUUUUUGUAAUUGAUUAUAGAAAAAAAAUUAAAUUUGCAAAAGCUUUUCUGAUUGGCUCUAGUGACAGUCCUCCUCUUAGCGCUAACACUUUAGUUUGCUGUAAUUGUGACUGAGAGGUUAAAGAGGAGGGUUAAGGUUAGGACACGUGAUACUCUGAGGGUUAACAACUGACCUAUAAUUCCCUCUUUUCUGAUGCACUGUAGUGUGUUGGCAUAUUAUCAUCAUUGACUGCCUCAGUUGUUGGUCCACAAACCGUGUUGUACCCUGAGGAUGACUCAUCGUUUGUUUACAUAUAAAAGCUAGCUGUUCUGUAAAUAUCGCUGUUUAUUCUGUCCAUACACCCGUCUGCGUGCAUCGUUUUAACACGCACACUCAGAAAACAUCUCCGUUGUAUGUCCCUUGCACCUUCUAACGUAGGUUUUCUGUCUUUAAAGAUCUUUUAAUUCUUGCUGGGUUUUUGGGUUUUUUUUUCCUGCAAGCUGCAUGAUGUAGUGGCUAGAUCUCCUCUGCUUCUACUCUUAUGAUGUUUUAGUCUAUAAAUAUUGUGGAUUUUUAAUAAAAAAAACUAUGAAAGACAAAAAGAUGAAACUGCAAAAAGCAGGGCUGAUAAUAAUAAGAAAAUACACGUUAAAAAGGCAUCUUUUUUUCAAUUUCUACACUGAAAUCCCUUUUUUAUACAUUCGAGUACUUUUAUUUGCACUAAAUGGCAGUUUGAAGCCAUUUUUUUUCUCGAGCUUCUUGUGAUAAGGACAUGCUUUAUGUCAGUUCAGGUUGAUAUAUGAAUGCAAGCCACUGAUGGAGCCUUUCAACUGUUAAUAAGGGUUCUGGGAACUUGGCGCUCUCAAUAGCAAACAAGAGUUUUUGAGUUUGGUGUUGAGAGGUUGUGAUGUCUUAGUUUUGCCUGCUGCCUAAAGACCGGUCCUUUGUGAACGACGUUCUGUGUUGUUGCUCAGCUACAGUUGCGAUGCCCGCCCAGCAUGCAAACGCUGCUGAUAGUCAGACACCUAAACUGGCCUCCUGCACUUCUUCCUCAUCCUUUGGCUCAGGGCCGUAAAAAGCUGUCUUCACCUAUUUAUGCUUCACGCCAGACGUGUCCGUGAGGACCACUAAGAAUGUUGUUGCACCACUUCUUUGCAAAGGAUCGUUACCUCUGAACAAUGCUGUGCCUUUGUUGUAAGCUAGCCUUGCCAACGACUCGAAAACAUGAACUGAUUUCCUGUUUUUUAUCACGUAUCACAACUGCAAGCCUAAUUCAAGUGAACUGAAUAUCAUAGCUGAUUACAUGUUGUGUUUGUAUCAUAUUUAUAGUUUCCAGAUCUGCAUUGUAAGUUUUGAUAUUUUAAUACUGUAGAUCUGUUUUUGUCUUAUUUAAUGUUUUUUUACACAAGCUGUGAAAACAAUUCUGCACUUUAAUCCUGAACGUGAACAUUCAGACUCUGAGGAGUUGACUGUGUUUGGUUUCCUUUUGAUCACAGCUUUGAAUAAAACUGUUACUCCUUAAACAGA
Nothobranchius furzeri (turquoise killifish) is the source of this 6398-nucleotide messenger RNA. It is a transcript of the gene limk1a, whose product is annotated as LIM domain kinase 1a. Gene Ontology annotation, biological process: actin cytoskeleton organization; protein phosphorylation; positive regulation of stress fiber assembly. NCBI's taxonomy places the organism in Eukaryota, Metazoa, Chordata, Actinopteri, Cyprinodontiformes, Nothobranchiidae. Gene Ontology annotation, cellular component: cytoplasm; neuron projection; nucleus. Gene Ontology annotation, molecular function: ATP binding; protein serine/threonine kinase activity; protein binding. The record is from RefSeq and is a predicted model, not a curated record.